CUCUCUCUCUUUCCAUUUUGGUUUAUAUAUAUGGUUUGCAAUUUUGAAUUCGAUUAGUAAUAACAACUUCAAAUCUUUGUGAUCAAAAGGAAAUCUAAAUGGAUUAAGUAGGGACACGACGUCGUUGCGAUGGCAAGCCCUGAACGUUUUGUUGUUGGAUUGGAUAUAUCUGAAAGCGCCCUCACGAAAGCUAAUGAGACAUACAGCUCCUCACCAAAGGCAAAGUACGUUUCGUUCGUGAAGGAAGAUGUUUUCACUUGGCGUCCUAACGAAUUAUUCGACCUCAUCUUCGAUUAUGUAUUCUUCUGUGCCAUUGAACCGGAGAUGAGACCUGCAUGGGCUAAAUCCAUGCAUGAACUGCUAAAACCUGACGGCGAACUCAUAACCCUCAUGUAUCCGAUUACCGACCACGUUGGUGGACCUCCCUACAAAGUUGAUGUCUCUACCUACGAAGAUGUGUUGAUUCCCGUAGGAUUUAAAUCAGUGUCUAUCGAGGAGAAUCCACACGCCAUUCCUACUCGUAAGGGCAAAGAGAAGCUUGGGAGGUGGAAGAAGAUCAAUUGAUCUCUAAGAGAUAGAUUUCACUGUUAGUAAGAUAUAUGUAAUCUUCUAAUCUUUUAAGAAUAUAAUGAGUAUCUUCCUUUAUUUACGCUAUUUAAGUGUUGAAUGUGAUGAUUAUUGUUUGUAACAAUAAUGUUAUGAUUAAAUAAUAAUCUCUUUUACUAUA
Molecule: messenger RNA, 727 nt
Organism: Camelina sativa (false flax)
Lineage: Eukaryota; Viridiplantae; Streptophyta; Magnoliopsida; Brassicales; Brassicaceae
Source: RefSeq, a predicted model, not a curated record